Molecule: messenger RNA, 1329 nt
Organism: Aspergillus mulundensis
Lineage: Eukaryota; Fungi; Ascomycota; Eurotiomycetes; Eurotiales; Aspergillaceae
Exons: 1
Coding region: 1-1329 (442 amino acids)
Source: RefSeq, a predicted model, not a curated record
AUGUCUGCCUCAGUUCUGGGGGAAUCAUGGGUGGUACCUUCAGUCAACACUGUGAAUGAGGAUACAAAAGUCAAGAGCCCUCCGGAGACCCCGAAACAGACUCAAACUGUCAAACAAUCUGAACAUGAACAUGGAUCCGAGUCGACUACCUCGUCCGUGCCAGGACCAGACUUGAUUAUGCCCUCAAUAUAUGAGACGCCUAUCGCCGAAGCAUCAUGGGUUGCACCGAAUUUGCGAACAAAGAAAGAAAGUUCAAGCCUCAGGAGAAGACAUCAAAACUCUGCCGAGCCCGCCAGGGCAAAGACGACCCCCGAGACCCCAACCAAGGACGCCGAUUCGACCACGACCUGCACAAAUCAAACUGGGUCUUAUCGUACAUUAUUCGAAACACCAAUCCGCACCAUAAUCAACAUCAUCCUUCUCGCUACAAUCUCGCAUUUACUCAUACUUCCCGAACUCGUGCAGCAGUACCAAACCUUGUGCUCCAUAGAUGCAAUUUCGCGACUAUAUCCAGCCAGAUGUGUCUUACCCUAUCAUUCGCCUUUCAGCGCGCAUACAGACAGCCAAACGCCUCAGACGGAAGCAGUUUCGUCAUCUCAGGCACGCCUGGAAUUCCUUUUCAAUGCGACCCUGCAUGAAAUGGCCCCGCUCAACAUUUCCUUGAAGCAGACAGAGUCUCAACUCCGCACAGUCGAACAAGAAUUAAGGCUGGCGCAACCAGGAACAAAGCACGAGCUGAAUCUGGAAUUUGAGAGCUGUUGGCGCGCUAUCCGCCUCGCGGCAUGGAAAUUUGACUCCCUCAAGGUGGACCUCCAAUCUGCAGUCGAUAGUCUCGUCGCAGCAGGCGAUCUGAAACCGAGCUCGGCACCGACCGAGUCUCGAUCUUCCUUCGCCAACGAUGCCCGUCUGUCUACCCAGAUGCUACGUCGUGAGAACUACGUUAACCAGCUUAUGGCACGCAUGCGCUCCAAAGCUGACUCCCUUGCCGCUGAUCUCGCCACGCUCGAUGACCACCUCGAAUCGAUCGAGAGCAUCGUCAAUCGUGAAACAAAGCAUCCAGGCACCAAAGACUCCUCCAGUCGACUCGUAGCUUUUGUAGACGCCAUUGUUCCUCCCAGUGUCACACUCCCUUCAUUUCUCUGCACGCGUGGGAGCGAAGAACCGGACGACAGCAACAGCGAGGAUACAUCUGCUCCCUCUCUAAAACUCACCCUAUCACAAAUCUUUCAGGAAGCCACGAGCCACCAUCGUCCCGUUGCUGGCCUAGCAAGGAAUCUAUCGAAGCAGCUACAGCAAUCUUUGCAAAACAAAAGAAACAUCACCCAUUGA